UUGAUGAACCAGUAUCAUAUACCUGCUUGUACUAGUUAGUAAGGAGAUGAGACUGCAAUGAUGGAUAUGUACAGUCGACUGAAAUACUAUGAGGAAUUGUCACGUGGCCUUGUGUCUAUGUGGCGUGCAGGCUGCUUCACAGACGUGGAGGUGGUGGUCGAUGAUGAGACAUACUGUUGUCACAGGGUAGUCCUUGGGGCCAUGUCAGACUACUUCAAUGCCAUGUUUAAUUCAGGUUUCCGAGAGAGUAAUGAGAAGCGUGUGUAUCUCCAGGGUGUUGACAAGGAAACAUUUGAGAUGAUCCUGUCGUUUUUAUACACAGGGGAGGACCACGUCAACAAUGAUAAUGUUAGUCAACUUCUCAUGGCCUCUGUUAUGCUGCAGGUAACCAGUCUGCAAACUAUCUGUGAGAAUUACCUUCGUCAGAACCUCAACAUUGACAACUGUGUUGGAAUCUGGAGGAUUGCCACAUCUCAUGGCCUCCAGAAUCUCAUCAAGACUAGCUGGACAUUCAUCAUGAAGUACUUCCCUGAGAUCUGUGGGGAAGAGGAAUUUGAUAGCAUGUCUGCCAAGGAAUUAACCCUGAUUAUUGAUGACAAGGAAUUGUAUACAUCAUCUGAGGAACUGGUGUGUGAUGCUGUCAUUAAGUGGGUGAAGGUAGACAUAGCUGAAAGGAGAAAUGACCUUAAAGAAAUAUUUGGUCAUCUCCGACUAAGUCUGAUGGAUACCGACUACCUCAGGAAACUUUUAGUCAUGGAAGUUAUCAAAGAAUGUGAUUGUGUUGAGAUGGUGCAGGAAAUUAUGGGUAAGUCUAAUGAUGAAGACAGCAGUACACUCGCCAGUGACUAUAGAGAAGAGGAAGUGAUAUGCAUGGUUGGCACUAGAAGUCGAAAUCCUGAUCCACAGAAGACAGAGAUACAAUGCUACAGUUAUCGUCACCGUAAAACUUUCACUCUGAUGGACCUUCCUAAGGAAACAGGUCCCUGUUUUGCAGUCUGUACUGAUGGCAAGGAUAUAUUCAUAUCUGGUGGUUAUGUGGAAAGGAAAAUCAUUCUUCAUUUUGUGGCCAAAGAAAACAAAUGGAUAGAAAGUAGCAUGAAUGAAGGUCGAUGGAGUCAUGCAAUGGCAGCUUAUGGAGAUGCCAUUUACCUUAUUGGUGGGAUGUCGCAGACCAAUGAAACCAAAUCAUGCAUUGAAAAAUUUGAUGUACACAAGAAGUCAUGUACAAAGGUAGGGGACCUGCAGGUGCCUGUGUCAUCCUUAACUCUAGCAGUAAUAGGGAGAAAGAUUUACACAUUUGGAGGAAAACAUAGCAACAGGCAACCAGCUACUGUGAUCCAGUGUUACAACACAUCUACCAAUCAGUGUGUUGUGGUAGGGGAUUUACCAAGUUCCUGUGCAGGAAGUGUGGGACGAGCCGUGAAUUAUGAGGACAAAGUUUAUCUUGUCCUCAGAGAGGGCCAGAUAGUGGAGUUUCACAACAAAAGUGCUACACAGGUAUGCGGUAUCACCAAAUUUGACCACUUUGGUGCUGUUGAGUUUGAGGGCCGUAUUUUAAUUAUAGGAACACUGAGUGGAAAGUUCACAAUGUUCCUGUUUGAUCCUAAAACAAGUGAGGUUGCAGAAUCGCAUGUUCUUUUCAAAGCUGCAAUGUGUAACUUUCAUUGCCUUAAGAUGGUUCUCAGUAAGAAAUUCCUUAUGUAGUGAAAAUUCUUAAGACUUGCUAGAGUGAAUGGUGCACUCAUGAUUCGAACACAUUCCACUCCUUAAUUUAAAUAGUCCUUUACUAUAUGUAUAAACAUGUUUUCCAAGUGGCAUGUUGACAUUUUCAUCGUUGAGCAAAUAUAUACAUGUAUCUUCAGGGACUUAAUGUUUCCUUCCAAAUCUGACUUAAAUCAUUGUAACAUGUCCUAAUCAUUAUUGUCAUUUUUCUCUUGAUUUUAGUUCCUAAGAAUUCGACUGAGAUGGUUAAGGAAGUGAUCGGAAAGUUUCUUUUUAAGAAUUUCAUCCUUCCUAAUUCUUUAUAAAUACAUUGAACAGACAAUUUCCAUGAAGUUUUUGGUCAUGAAAGGCAUAGUUUUGGUAGAUAAUGGCAGAUUGUCGGUGGGAAAGUAAAGAAUUUACUGUAAUAUUUUAUGUUUUCAUAGGGUUCAGUUUUGUCUUCUUUCAAACAAAAUGAUUUUGUUGACACUUGAAGGAUAAAUGUAUAUAUGUUGCUCUGUAAAUCUACUUAUACUAUUUUUAUCAGUUUAUUGAUAUUUAAAUUUGUUUUAAG
Ylistrum balloti is the source of this 2275-nucleotide messenger RNA. Its product is annotated as kelch-like protein 24. The coding region runs from base 58 to 1704 and encodes 548 amino acids. The transcript is spliced from 2 exons. Gene Ontology annotation, molecular function: protein binding. The record is from RefSeq and is a predicted model, not a curated record. Lineage: Eukaryota; Metazoa; Mollusca; Bivalvia; Pectinida; Pectinidae.